This is a messenger RNA of Eremomyces bilateralis CBS 781.70, 1675 nucleotides long. Its product is annotated as sporulation protein SPS19. Gene Ontology annotation, molecular function: 2,4-dienoyl-CoA reductase (NADPH) activity. Gene Ontology annotation, biological process: fatty acid catabolic process. The coding region runs from base 478 to 1422 and encodes 314 amino acids. The transcript is spliced from 5 exons. The record is from RefSeq and is a predicted model, not a curated record. Lineage: Eukaryota; Fungi; Ascomycota; Dothideomycetes; Eremomycetales; Eremomycetaceae.
AAUCAUUACCAGAGGAAGCAUGGUUACUCACAAUAGAUAGACAUGCUUAGAAAAUAGGUGUAAUGCUCUACUGAGGGUUGUAUAUUUACAGUCUCUUCAAACCUUUAAUUGAAUUCUUUUUUCCUUCCCCACUAUUGUCCUCUCAUCUCACAAGCAAGUUCUAUAGCGGCACCAUUGGUGACCUCGGCAACGCCGUUGGGCGUCCUCCGCUCCUGCUGACAUCAGGACCGAGAAUCGUCCCGCAGGCCGCAACACGUUAUUUCCACUCUAGACGUCUAGUCUCGACGAGCAACUUUCCUUGAUGAACUUUUAAGUGAUUUAGACUCCGGAACUCUGCCAGCGUCUGCACAUUGGAAACUCCUGGGAGCAAGUGGAAUAUCGGUCGAGCGUGCAGUUAUCACAAGAGCUUGGAAGCCGUGGGUAGCCGGAACCUAAUAUUAUAAUAUCAUCGCCUCGUUAGGCUAUCAAUUCACCAAGAUGCCGAUGCAAAGACACGAAUAUGUCAGUGAUGUAUGGAGAGAUGGAAUCUUUGAGAACAAGGUGGUCUUCUGCACCGGCGGCGCCGGCUCCAUCUGCAGCGUGCAAGUGCGCGCCAUGGUGCAUCUCGGCGCCAACGCCGCCAUCAUCGGCCGCAAUGUCGAGAAGACGGAGAAGAUGGCCGCCGACAUCAUGACGGCGCGGAAGGGAUCCAAAGUCCUCGCUCUGGGCGGCGUAGAUGUUCGGAGCAUCGAGAGCUUGCAGGCCGCGGCGGAUCGGUGCGCGAAGGAGUUAGGGAGCAUUGAUUUCGUGAUUGCGGGAGCAGCGGGAAACUUUCUAGCACCGUUGGAGCAGAUUUCGUCGAAUGCAUUCAAGUCCGUUAUGGAUAUCGAUGUCCUGGGCUCAUACAACACCGUCAAAGCCACCAUCGGAUAUCUGAAAGAAUCGGCAGCCAAGUACAAGACCGACGGCAUCACUCCUCCUCCCCGCGGUACCGGCGGCCGCAUUAUCUUCGUCAGCGCCACUCUUCACUACUCCGGCACGGUCAUGCAAGGCGCCCCCUCAGUUGCGAAAGCCGGUGUCGAUGCACUGGCUCACUCCGUCUGUCUCGAAUACGGGCCCUUCGGCAUUACCUCCAACGUCAUCUCGCCUGGUCCCAUCUCCGGCACGGAAGGCAUGGAGCGACUGUCCAAGAAAGAGAACGCCGCCGCGUCCAAGCGCAUGAUCCCGUCGGGCCGAUGGGGGACCGUGAAGGAGAUUGCGGAUUCGACGGUCUAUUUGUUCUCGGAUGCGGCGAAUUACGUCAAUGGGGAGAUCCUUGUCGUGGAUGGAGGUGCCUGGCAUACAUCUGGUGUCGGCUCUGGUGGAGCGUUUGGGUAUCCCGAUUUCCUCUUCACGGGGAAGCCUGUGACCGGUGUCGCAGGGGGAAAGAAGUCGAAGUUGUAAGCGGUCGCUGUCCCGUUCAGAGCGCACUCGAUUAUAAGCACCUUACAACAGCGUUGGCUCGUUUGGAAACGUUAUCCAGUCGGCGUUCUCGAGGUUGCGGUUGCUAUGGCCAUUGGCGGAAGCGAUAUUAUUGAUCGGAUACUAGUAUACAGAGCGGAGUAUUCACCAUGUUUAACGGAACACAUUCUUGUGUUUUCGGAGCCCCCGGCAACAUAGGAAUUUAGAGCAUACAAGUAGUAUGAGUGUAUGACGA